GCUGGGGCAGUACUGGCGUUGCACCGAGUUGCCAGCCGAGGAGGCAGCGGUGGCGGUUGGUUCGCCCCCAUCAUCUCUCAGAGCCAUGAGCCGAAAGAAUCCCUCGCUUCAGUUCCCGCUGCUGCUGCUGCUGCUGCUGCUGCUGACGCCACAACCCCCGGUCCUGUUGGCGGACACUGCGGCGCCCUCACCGGUCAACCCCUGUUGUUACUACCCGUGUCAGAACCAGGGCGUCUGUGUCCGCUUUGGCCUCGACCGCUACCAGUGUGACUGUACUCGCACGGGCUUCUCGGGCCCCAACUGUACCGUCCCUGAGAUCUGGACGUGGCUGCGGAAUUCCCUGCGGCCCAGCCCCUCAUUCACGCAUUUCCUGCUGACGCACGGGCGCUGGUUCUGGAAGUUUGUGAAUGCCACCUUCAUCCGCGAAGUGCUCAUGCGCCUGGUGCUCACAGUUCGGUCCAACCUCAUCCCCAGCCCCCCAACCUACAAUUCGGCACAUGACUACAUCAGCUGGGAGUCCUUCUCCAACGUGAGCUACUACACCCGGGUCCUGCCCUCCGUACCCAAAGACUGCCCCACACCUAUGGGGACCAAAGGGAAGAAACAGUUGCCAGAUGUCCAGCUUCUGGCCCAGCGCCUGCUGCUGAGAAGGAAGUUCAUUCCUGCCCCCCAGGGCACCAACAUCAUGUUUGCCUUCUUUGCACAACAUUUCACCCACCAAUUCUUCAAGACCUCUGGAAAGAUGGGUCCUGGCUUCACCAAGGCCUUGGGCCAUGGGGUGGACCUUGGUCACAUUUAUGGAGAUAACCUGGAACGACAGUAUCGCCUGCGGCUCUUCAAGGAUGGGAAACUCAAGUACCAGGUGCUGGGCGGAGAGGUGUACCCGCCUUCCGUGGGACAGGUGUCUGUGUUGAUGCACUACCCGCCGGGGGUUCCGCCCGAGAAGCAGAUGGCCGUGGGCCAGGAGGUGUUUGGGCUGCUCCCGGGGCUGAUGCUCUUCUCCACCAUCUGGCUGCGUGAGCACAACCGCGUGUGCGACCUGCUGAAGGAGGAGCACCCCACCUGGGAGGACGAGCAGCUCUUCCAGACCGCCCGCCUCAUCCUCAUAGGGGAAACCAUCAAAAUUAUCAUUGAAGAGUACGUGCAGCACUUGAGUGGCUAUUUCCUGCAGCUCAAGUUUGACCCGGAGCUGCUGUUCCGAGCCCAGUUCCAGUACCGCAAUCGCAUCGCCAUUGAGUUCAACCAUCUCUACCACUGGCACCCACUCAUGCCUGACUCCUUCAGAGUGGGCUCACAAGAGUACAGCUACGAGCAGUUCUUGUUUAACACCUCCAUGCUGGUGGACUAUGGUGUUGAGGCGCUGGUGGACUCCUUCUCUCGCCAGAGGGCUGGCCGGAUUGGUGGGGGCAGGAACUUUGACCCCCACGUCCUGCACGUGGCCAUAGAUGUCAUCAAGGAGUCCCGAGACCUUCGCCUGCAGCCCUUCAAUGAGUACAGAAAGCGGUUUGGCAUGAAGCCUUACACCUCUUUCCAGGAGCUCACGGGAGAGGAGGAGAUGGCUGCGGAGUUACAGGAGAUGUACGGCGACAUCGAUGCUUUGGAGUUCUACCCGGGGCUGCUCCUGGAAAAGUGCCAGCCCAACUCCAUCUUUGGGGAGAGUAUGAUAGAGAUUGGGGCUCCGUUUUCCCUCAAGGGCCUCCUGGGAAAUCCCAUCUGUUCGCCGGAGUACUGGAAACCCAGUACGUUCGGUGGUGAGGUGGGCUUCAACCUCGUCAACACAGCCUCGCUGAAGAAACUGAUCUGCCUCAACACCAAGACCUGCCCCUACGUCUCCUUCCGUGUGCCAGACUACCCCGGAGAGGACGGCUCGGUGGUGGAGCGACCAUCCACGGAGCUCUGAGGGUGCAGGGAAGCAGCCUUCUGGAGGGAGGAGCUUUGCUCCUGAGGGGGAUGGUCUUCAGUGUUGGUUUCCCUGCGUGGCCCUGUGAGAGCCGGCACUGACGUUUAGAACUUUGGAUCUCACCGUUGUCUAGAAUGUUGUGACUUUGCCAUUCUAGGAUGCUGAAUUCUUUUUUAACUAAGAAAGUUGGGAGUGGUUUUCUCUGGUUUCCCAGAGAUUGGCUCCUUGUUGGCAACCCAGAAAUGUAUAUAAUAAGGCAGGGUGUGGUUGCACCCACACCUUAAUCCCAGCACUUGGGAGGCAGAGGCAGUUGGACCUCUGAGGAUGAGGCCAGUCUGGAUUACACAGUGAGUCUAGGUCAGCCAUGCUGCAGAGUGAAACCCUGUCUCAAACCAACAACUUUAGAAUGUAGAACUCCUUAAAAAAAAAUCGCUUGAAAGUAAAAAGGGGUUCUUAAUUUUCUUUCUAGAAUCUGGGGGCAUCUCCAGAAUGUUGCCAAUCUGAUUGUUGACUCAGAAAGUCAUGUUCCUAGACAGUGAUCCAUAACAUGGGCCAAAACAGUCGUCGCCUAAAUGUCUAGAAUGUGGAUUGGCUUCAUUUUCCUGUUCAGUGAAAUGGACACAGAACAAAAGAACCCAGUGUCCAACAAGGACUGCCUUGCCCAAGCAUGUGUGUACAGCAAAGGGCAAGGAAGUGAGGUUGUGUUCUUGGGAGCCACACUUAGACCCUUUCCAAUGAUGCAGAGGGGGUAUGUGGACUCCUCCACAGUCCUAGUUGGAAGCCACCACAGCUCUGUCCCAAUACAGGUCUUUGUCCGUGGCAGCUGUUUCUUUUAAUAAAAUUCUCUUUCCAAAGAU
This is a messenger RNA of Meriones unguiculatus (Mongolian gerbil), 2757 nucleotides long. It is a transcript of the gene Ptgs1, whose product is annotated as prostaglandin-endoperoxide synthase 1. Lineage: Eukaryota; Metazoa; Chordata; Mammalia; Rodentia; Muridae. The transcript has 11 exons. Gene Ontology annotation, molecular function: oxidoreductase activity, acting on single donors with incorporation of molecular oxygen, incorporation of two atoms of oxygen; heme binding; prostaglandin-endoperoxide synthase activity. The record is from RefSeq and is a predicted model, not a curated record. Gene Ontology annotation, biological process: response to oxidative stress; cyclooxygenase pathway. Gene Ontology annotation, cellular component: cytoplasm; neuron projection. Bases 86 to 1900 code for a protein of 604 amino acids.